This is a messenger RNA of Salvelinus namaycush (lake trout), 2781 nucleotides long. Its product is annotated as piggyBac transposable element-derived protein 4-like. The transcript is spliced from 2 exons. The record is from RefSeq and is a predicted model, not a curated record. The coding region runs from base 571 to 2538 and encodes 655 amino acids. NCBI's taxonomy places the organism in Eukaryota, Metazoa, Chordata, Actinopteri, Salmoniformes, Salmonidae.
CUACAGGAUCAGUGUCCUGAAAUCUGGAACGCUGCUGCUCAGUAUGUGACUAGAAAGGCAUUCUGAACAACAGCCAACUUUCCGAGACAUCGACAUGUCUUGUAUCGUCAACAAGCUUAAAUGUUUGUUAAUCUAACCGCAGUGUCUAAUUUACAGUAGCUAUUACAGCGGGACAAAAUACCAUGCUAUUGUUUGGGGAUAGUGCACAACAACAAAACACUUAUCAAUGCAACUUGAUACAUUCACCUGUGACAUAUUGGCUACACAACACGUCAAUUAGCCUAAUGAAGGUAAGCCGUUAGGCACCAAUGAGACAAGCGGUGUUCACUUGAUUGACAGAGUCUUGGUCCAAGGACCACCUAUCAUUUUGAAAGCGAUCAAGCUACAUAGCCAAUGAUCUGGGCUUUCCAGCAGCAUGUGAACGCCUUUUGUACUACAAACAACCAUCAUGCUAGAGCUGUGGGCAACAGUGUUCAUUCUCUGGUGAAAGCAAACAGGACUCACGGUAUUUAAUGAUACGCAGUGGUUCGUUCUCUUCUACAAACUUUUCUCAAAACUUAAAAAAAGAACAUGGCUACUACUAGUGGAAAAGCUACAUUGAAGUCCAAGUUUACAAAUUUGGAUGAGAACAUUGCAGAAAUGGACUGGGAGAGUGACACAGAACUAAUGGAUGAGGACUCCAUGAGUGAGUACAGUUUUGAUUCCAGUGAGGAAGAAAUGUUUUUGGAAGGAGAAGAUCCACUUUUAGAUCAAGGUAGAGACUCCGAUGACCUCUGGGAGCCAUCUCCAAAGAAACCACAUUCAAGUCCAUCCCACACUCAUUCAAACAUAGGAACUGGUUCCUUCAGUCUGACCCCUGCUGCUGUCUCUGGCUCCACACCCACCCGGCCAUCUAGAGGCGUUAUGAGUCCAGACCAGAAGCGGAGGAGGGCCAGUGUACCAGCGGCAACUACCACCGAGGGAGAGGACCGUUGGCGCACUGUGCUAGAGGAUGAUGUGGAGCCACUUCGACCAACAUUUCGACCUAAAAGGCAGCCAGGACCUCAGCUGGACAUGACUGGAAAGUACAGCCCCCUUAAUCUUUUCCAGAUGUUUUUCUCCUUGUCAGUUCUUGAUUUGCUGGUGUCGAACACCAACAAGUAUGGGGCUAAGAAGCAAGCAGGCAAGAAAGAGGCAUGGAAGCCCAUUUCCAUCCAAGACCUAUACUGUUACAUCUCACUGGUCAUUUAUAUGGGGCUUGUGAAGUUCAAAACCCUGAAGGACUACUGGAGAAGCUCAAGACUCUACCAACUGCCUUUCCCUACAACUGUCAUGUCUGGUAAUAGGUUUCUGACCAUCUCGCGGGCGCUUCAUAUCAGUGACCCACAAGCUGACGAUAACAAUGACAAGAAGAAGGGCACAGCAAGCUUUGAUAGGCUCUGCAAAAUCAAACCUCUCUACUCCAGCAUUGUUGAGGCCUGCAAGACCCAUUUUCAGCCUUCCCAGAACCUGUCCAUCGAUGAGAGGAUGGUAGCCUCAAAGGCCAGAAUUGGCAUCAAGCAAUAUAUGCCUAACAAGCCAACAAGAUGGGGUUACAAGCUGUUUGUUUUGGCAGAUUCUGCGUGUGCCUACACUUGGAAUUUCUUUGUUUAUGAGGGGAAGUCCAUCUCAGCCACCGGUAUGGGACUUGGUUAUGAUUCCGUUAUGAAAUUAUUGGAUUUUCCACUGCUGGGGACGGGCUACAAACUGUUUGUGGAUAACUUUUACACAAGCCCUACCCUGUUUACAGACCUGAGGAAGCUGAAUGUAUGGUCUUGUGGAACCAUUCGUCCCAACGGAGUGGGUUUUCCCAAAACAAAAGUAAACGACAUGCCUAAGAGGGCUGAAAGGGGUACCAUACGAUGGAUUCGUAAAGAUCACCUGGUCUUUGUAAAGUGGAUGGAUGCCAGAGAGGUGGUCAUGUGCUCCAGUAUCCACAAAUCGUACAGUGGCGAUCACAUCCGCAGGCGUGCGAAGGACGCUAAUGGGACAUGGACCAAGAAAGAUGUCCCCGUUCCAGCUGCUGUGAAGGAUUACAACAAGAGCAUGGGAGGUGUGGACCUGUCAGACGCUCUGAUAGGCUACUACAAUGUUCUCCACAAGACAAAGAAAUGGUACAAGACAUUGUUCUAUCACUUCAUCGACAUUGCUGUGGUGAAUGCAUUCAUCCUCCAGAAGGAAAAGGCUAAGAUCUGUGGAAAGACCCCCAUGACACAGCUAGCCUUCAGAGAGCUGCUCAUCCAGGAGCUUGCUGACUGCGGCACAAAGUCCACUGUAGCACCUUCUGUCCGCUCUACCUCUGUCCCCUCUACUCCUGCCUCCAGUGAUGUUCACCUGCCAAAAUACAUCACUGCAGACCUGAAUGUGCCUCAGGGCCAAAAGGGCUCAGUAGGGAGGCGUCGUUGUACUCUGUGCCACAAGAAAUCUCCCAUCGCCUGCACUACUUGUGCAGUUACCCUCUGCUUUACAACAGAGAGGGACUGCUAUGGGCCUUGGCAUCAGCAGCUCAAUCUGGUGUAGAGGACUGUGGGUGUUCUGAAUACUCUAAUUGUAAGUAGUGUUUUUUCUCCCUCAGUUUGUGGUGUUACACUUCUGACAUUAGAUCAGUGUUGGCUGCUAAUGUGGCCGUUUAUCUUAAAUCACUCCUUGUUUUGGGAGGCAUUGGUUCAGCGUUCUCGUCACGUCUCCUGUUAGUAACUUUUAUGUCGGGAUGCUAAUGAUCCAUUACGUAUGACAUUCCUGGGAGUGUGUAAACUUGAAAUG